AUGGCCGAUUUGGAUCAAGGUUUGGGUUGGAUUACAUUUUUGGCUGAUGGGGUUAAGAGAGAGGUCACAUUUAGGCAGCUCCAGAUCUUGUUUGGCUUCAACUAUGGGGAAGGAACUGAGUGGAAGUUCAGCAAGAGAGAGCUUCAAAGUGUUUGGACCACAAUCGCUGAAGGAGUUUACUCAUCCUCAAGGUCCAAGGCUGCUCAAAUCAGAAGUCCAAUACUGAGAUAUGUGCACAAGGAGCUUGCCAAUACCUUCUUUGCAAGAAAAACAACAGAUCAGCUCCUCAACUACAAGAUAACAGCAUACAACACUCACUUUCAAGAGAAGAGGAAGCUGAGUGUUGGAGGCCUUGUCACGCCUAUUCUGCAUGCUGCUGGUGUGGAUCCAUCUCGCCAUAAAGUUACUCCCCCUGGCGGGAUGGAAAUCAAGUUUUGCAAAACAAAUCUGCUCAUAAAUCACAAGGAGGUGAAUGGGAUGUACCAAUUCCUUUUCAAACAUUCCACUGCUGGAGUUUCAAAGAUGCUUCUACCAAAUCCUGACUUCACAACAGAGCUUGAACUCAAUCGAGUUGAGGAUCAAGUUGAGGAAGAGGUCCAAACUGAUGGAGUACUAGGCGAGCCAGACUGCUACUAUUUUGAGGAGUAUGAAGCUCCAAGGAUGAAUCCCCCUGUUGUGGCUGCUCACAAGAGGAUUGGACUUCUCCAAAACUUCAACAAGUGA
This is a messenger RNA of Microthlaspi erraticum, 723 nucleotides long. Lineage: Eukaryota; Viridiplantae; Streptophyta; Magnoliopsida; Brassicales; Brassicaceae. The record is from the annotation of a GenBank genome assembly.